Molecule: messenger RNA, 2817 nt
Organism: Columba livia (rock pigeon)
Lineage: Eukaryota; Metazoa; Chordata; Aves; Columbiformes; Columbidae
Gene: RNF31
Product: ring finger protein 31
Exons: 22
Coding region: 1-2736 (911 amino acids)
Biological process (GO): protein linear polyubiquitination
Cellular component (GO): LUBAC complex
Molecular function (GO): ubiquitin protein ligase activity; K63-linked polyubiquitin modification-dependent protein binding; zinc ion binding
Source: RefSeq, a predicted model, not a curated record
AUGGCAAAACUGGGCGUGGCCUUGACGCCGCGCAGCGCCGUUUUUUCGCCUUUUUUUCACCGUUUUGCCUCAUUUUUCACCCUUUUCGCCGCUUCCCCACAGGAUGGCGGAGCUGGGGCGCUGUGGGGAGCCCUAGGGGGUGCUUUGGUGCGGGACCCCCAAACUCCGUCCCCCCCGGAGCUGCAGCCGCUGCUGUUGGUGCCGCGACCCCCCAGGGAUAAGUGGAGGCUGCUGGACGUGCCCAAAAUCGUCCGCCAAAACGUCCAAGUGGUGUCCCCGCGUGCCGGGGGGCCCGGGGGGGCGCUGGGGGCGCUGCGCACGGCGCUCAGCAUCCUGGAGAAGUACGGGCGCAACCUCCUGCAGCCGCGGCCGCCGCGGCACUGGCGCCUGGUGCGCUUCGGGAACCCCGUGUUCCGCAGGACCGUGGACGCCAUGCGGGGGGGCCGUGCGGUGCUGAAGCUGCUGGGCUACACGUGCGAGUCCCCCGAGGGGCUGGGCUUCCCCCCGGGCUGCGUGGGCCCCGACGUGGGGCGCGUGGCGGCCGUGACGGCCGAGCUGCUGCUGCUGCGCACCGAGAUCGACCUGCUGCUGGCCAACCAGCACCCGAACCCCCAGUUCUUCACCCAGAUGCUGGUGGGGAGUGAGGAGCCGCUGGUGCCCGACUCGCCCGCACUGGCAGACGCAGAGACCCCGAAACGUGAGCCCCCACCUGAGGACUCCGGCUGGGCCUGCGCGUCCUGCACGUUCCUGAACCGCGGGCCCAGCGUCCUGUGCGGCGUCUGCGAGCGCCCCCGCCUGGCCAGGAGGCCCCAGCCCCCCCCGGUCGUGCCCACCUCGCCCCCACCCGUCAAAGUCCCGCCAAUCGAAGCCCUUCCCGCCAAAGCCCCGCCCAGUGCUGACUCCACCCCCUCAGACCCCGCCCUUCCAAGCCCCGCCCACUUGGGCCCCGCCCGCGAACUCGAGCGGCAGCGACGGCUGCGGGAGGACGGGAAGAGAAUGGUGGCCAUAGUGAGGGAAGCCGAGGCGCAGGGCGUGGCCCCAGAAGCCGUGGUGGGCGUGGCCUGGGCGCUGGGCGGCCCGGUGGGCGUGGCCGUGGGCGUGGCCAAGGCCGCCCUGGGGGAAGCCUGGGCGGCGCUGGCGGGGGCGGGGAAAGAGGCGGGGCUGGGGCCGCUGUCCAUCAAGGAGGCGGGACUGGCCUGGAGCCACGCCCACGGCCACGCCCAGCGGGCGCUGGAGGCGGCGAUUGGACGGCGGAGGCGGCAGCUCCAGGCCCUGGCCGCUCUGGGGUUCCCGGAUGUGGGCGUGGCCGGCCCCGCCCUCCUGCAGAACGGGGGCAGCCUAUGGGGGGCGCUGCGGGACCUGCAGCGCCAGAAGCUCCGCCCCCUGCUGCUCGGCCAAUGGCGGAGCACGGAGCCGCCCAUCGACUUCCAGGGGCCCGACCCGCAGGUGCCGAUCCGGCGGUCGCUGGCGCUGCUGGGGCUGCGCAGCUGGGGCCGCGCGCGGCUGCUGGUGUCGCUGGCGCGGGAGCUGGGGGCGCUGGGGGAGCCCCCGGCGCUGGCCGAGCUGCUGGAGGCCGUGGGGGGCUGCACCGACCCCCGGCAGCUGCGCAGCCGCCUGCGCUGCCAGUGCCGCCUCUGCGGCUGGGACAUGGCGCGCCAGCAGGCCCAAUGGCUGACGGGCUGCGAGUGCCCCCUGUGCCCCGAUUGCUUCCGGGGUCACUUCCAGGUGGGGGUGAAGGAGAAGGGGGUGCAGGACCUGGUGUGUCCCGCCUGCGGGAAACCCGAUUUGUCCGACGAGAACGCCCGCAUCUGCUACUUCUCCACCUUGGAUACGCAGCUGCGCCAGGUCCUGGACCCCCCCACAUAUCAGCUGUUCAGCCAGAAGCUGACGGAGCUGGAGCUGCAGAAGGACCCCCAGUUCCUUUGGUGCACUAAGUGCUCGUUCGGCUUCAUCUUCGAGGGCGCCGUGGGGCCGGCCCAGUGUCCCCAGUGCCAGCAGCGCCUGUGUCCCCAGUGCCAGAAAGAGUGGCUCCCCGAGCACCAGUCGCUGUCCUGCGCCGAUUUCGGGCUGUGGCUGCGCAGCCGCGACCCCCAAGCGGCCGCCGUGGGGCUGGAGACCUUCCUGCGCGACAACGGCAUCGCGUGCCCGGCGUGUGGGGCGCAGUUUGCGCUGGCGCGGGGCGGCUGUCUGCACCUGCAGUGCUCGCGCUGCCGCCACCACUUCUGCAGCGGCUGCCGGAGGACCUUCCACCCCCGACACCGCUGCCCCGCUCCGCGCUGCCCCCUGUGGGGCUCCCUGCACGCCCACCACCCGCGGCACUGCCUGUUCUUCCUGCGCGACUGGGACCCGCAGCGGCUGCAGCAGCUCCUGCAGACGGGGAACGUCCCGUUCACCACGGACGCGCCACCCGGAGCCUCAGGGACCUGUGGGGUGAUGGAGCAGAAGGAGACGGGGGAGGGGCUGCACGACGCGCCCUGCGGCCGCGAUGUGGGGCCGGGACAGGCCGGGAUGUGCCGGCCUCACUACACCGAAUACCUCGUCGGCCUCAUCCGGUCCCGCCCCCUCGACCCCGCCCCCUUGUACACGUGGCCGGAACUCCUGGCAGCCGCCGACCGCCACCUGCCGGGGGGGCGCCCCCCCCGGGAGCCUGAAGAAACCGACGCUCAAUACGGGCAGCGCCUCAGACACCUCUUGGAGACCGAGGACCCCAUCAAGCCCCGCCCCGACGACCCCUAAACGCGCUCUGAUUGGCCGCUUCCCCUCCGCAAGCCGCGCCCCCCCCCGCGCUUUCAUUCAAUAAAGCACCGUGCGAACCGU